This is a messenger RNA of Sycon ciliatum, 1052 nucleotides long. RefSeq lists its product as uncharacterized. The transcript has 3 exons. NCBI's taxonomy places the organism in Eukaryota, Metazoa, Porifera, Calcarea, Leucosolenida, Sycettidae. The record is from RefSeq and is a predicted model, not a curated record. The coding region runs from base 277 to 1011 and encodes 244 amino acids.
GGAGUCGUAAAAUACCGGGAGGCGACACGAGAUGCACAACCGCGUCGGAUGAUUGCCUCAGCUCGGGCACGAGUGCUGAGACCUCACGCGCUGCAUGGCGAGGGACUUCCCAUGAGGUCAAAGCGGCGCAGGUCAUGCAAAAGGACGCGUUCGCUGUUUGGUCCAAAAAAUUUGAAAACUCAAUAAAAUUAUCCUGCACACAACGAAUCCAGUGUCAGCAGUUCGUUUUGUUUUUCUAAGUAAUAAUACUUUGUGCCUUGGCCUUCGAAGUAAAGGAUGAUGGAGCUUGACAGAGAUGACUGCCAAAGUGAUGAGUCCACCGUGGAAGAUGUAGAUGACGCCACGUAUUCACUUGGUGACCUGAGUUGUGGGGAUGUUCAGCUGUGGGCUACAGAUCGAUGUAAGAGUGGUAGUGCCAUCAUGGUGUACAGGCCUAUGGAAGGUGCAGUGAUCCAUGGAAUUUGCAAACUGCUGACAAUGAGACAGGCGAGUGUUACUGAGGCGACGGAGUCAUUCCUGCAUGUUAUUAUGACACGGUUACACAAGGCAUCAGGUACUGCAAAUCUGCUACGCCAGGAAGUGUGCCAGCUGAAGGCAUGCAAGGGUGCUGAUAUUUCGCAAGCAUGGCAACAAAUGCUGUCCGUCAUCGCAACAGCUAUUCCCGAAGUGAAAAUCAAUUGUGAAGAUUUGGAAGUUACAUCUGCAGUGCUAGCGAAUCUGAUAAGCUACCUGCAUGCCACGGCUGCCGCUGCUAUCAGGAAAGCGUCAAUAGCACCAUCCAAAGCUGCUGAAGCCAUCCCCGAACCGGUGAUUGACAAUUUGUCUCACCUUGCUGAAAAGUACCAUGGUGGUUGGUGCUUGGUGGCCGUGCGGCGUGAGCUGGAAGGAGCAAGGUGUCGCAACGACAACUUGCUGCAGCUUAUACCUUUAUUUGGCAAGGAUGCCGUGACAAGCCUUCAGCCUUGUUUGGAGAAUUCAGGUGGCCCGGCGUGGCUCGGAAGCUCUGUAUAAGACACCAUACGUCACAGAUAAAAACAACUGAACCAGUGAUA